CGCCGUGCAUUGUGGGUGAGAACGAGCGGAGCAGAUUCAGUGUUCCUAGGGAUGAAGCGGCUGUCCUGUUAGGAGCGGACGCGGAGACGUUUGAAUUAGCUUUAGCGGAAGAGAAAUGGAGGAGCCGUAGACUAUUAAGGAUGAAUUCAGGAAGGCCUGAGACCAUGGAAAACUUGCCUGCACUGUAUACUAUUUUUCAAGGAGAGGUUGCUAUGGUGACAGACUAUGGAGCUUUUAUCAAAAUCCCAGGCUGUCGGAAGCAAGGUCUGGUCCAUCGAACUCACAUGUCGUCUUGUCGAGUGGAUAAGCCUUCUGAGAUAGUAGAUGUUGGAGACAAAGUGUGGGUGAAGCUUAUUGGCCGAGAGAUGAAAAAUGAUAGAAUAAAAGUGUCUCUGUCCAUGAAAGUUGUCAACCAAGGAACUGGGAAAGACCUCGACCCCAACAACGUUAUCAUUGAGCAAGAAGAGAGGCGCAGGCGAUCCUUCCAGGACUACACUGGGCAGAAGAUCACCCUUGAGGCCGUCCUGAACACGACCUGCAAGAAGUGUGGCUGCAAAGGCCACUUUGCAAAGGACUGCUUCAUGCAGCCAGGCGGAACCAAGUAUUCUCUGGUCCCUGAAGAGGAAGAGGAAAAAGAGGAAGCAAAGGCAGAAGGCCUUGAGAAACCUGAUCCCACAAAGAAUUCUUCCAGGAAGAGAAAGAAGGAAAAGAAGAAGAAGAAACAUAGAGACAGGAAGUCGUCUGACUGUGAUAGCCCUGACUCUGAGAGUGACACGGGCAAGAAGGCGAGGCACACAGCAAAAGACAGCAAGGCUCCAAAGAAGAAAAAGAAGAAGAAGAAACACAAGAAGAAGCACAAGGAAUGAUGGUGGAGCAGGCCGCAGCAGCCUUGGCUCCUGCAAAGACUUACUAGUGAGAAUGUGGCCUCCUACCCCACUGACUCUGUCCCCAUGGUCUCGGAUGGCUUUUCCUCAUGCAGCAAGCAGAUUGGGGAGCCAGAGGGCAGCUCCCAAAAUGGUUUUUCCUUGUUGCUCCUGAUCCCUUUGCAAGUGACCCCUGCACCCAUCGCAUUCACGAGCUCAGUUUCUUCAUUCAGCAGAAGGGUCUAGUACCACCCCGGCUGCCACUGCCAGAGCUGGAUUCCGUUGCAGGAGUCUGUGCUGGAGCCACAGGUGCUACUGUGGAGGUGAGCCUGGCUGUGGCGGAAGAGCCACCCUGACCUGCCUGCUGUCUGGGGUGGUUGUGGGUGGACUCUGCGGCCUCUAUUCGCUCAGCCAGGGCCUGUGAGGAGGACAGUGUUUGCAGUGACCGCUGAACCAGAGAUCUGUAGCCAAGGUCAUUGCUCUGCUUCUAUCACUGUGUGACUGACUGGUUCCAUUUCAGGCCUCUGCUUAAAUUCCUGGCAUAACUGGAAACGUGUUUGGUUUUAAACUUUGCAGAAGGCUUCAUUCCUAUAAUCCUUCCUGGGUGACUUAGAGACUUAACACAUCAGUUCACAGAAAACACUUAAUAUGUUAUCCAAGACCCUGGAAAGAGGCCAAGCAGAGGCACAAAGCCAAGGCCACUAGCAGGUCACAGCUUUCUUGAGAUUACUUAUAAAUCCUCUCUUCCACAGUGAAGACCUCUUUCCCCUGGGCUGACUAGGAAACCAGUGUUUGUAACCUGAGGACUUGCUGGGCAUGAUGAGUGUGUGGCUCUUAGCAGUCACCUCCCACCAUAGUGGUCCACGCGUGGACCUUGAUGUCCUGAACUUGUACUCCAAAGAGAGGGUGACCACAGCAUACCACGUAGCUAAUCCAGGACUGUUGUGUGCAGGAUGGAUGUGAAGUAGCCACUCAGUGACAGCCAGCUCCUCUGAGCAGGGGCGGGUCAGUGCAAAGGCUCGCAUAGGUGCUGCUGUCUCCGCACUGAGCCCGAGACUGUCCACUCAGCUCCUUAUCAGCCCUGCUUCCCAGGUGACCUGCAGGCCUUCACUUCAGCACUGACACACAGGAAAGAAGACCAAAGGCAGAGGCAACUGGGUGGCCUUGGCUCUGCUUUAUUGACCUUGGAGCACCCUUUGGAUACAGUUUUAAAAAAUAAACCACAUACACAAUGGGA
Rattus norvegicus (Norway rat) is the source of this 2100-nucleotide messenger RNA. RefSeq names its product zinc finger CCHC-type containing 17 (gene Zcchc17). Gene Ontology annotation, cellular component: cytosolic large ribosomal subunit; nucleolus. Bases 141 to 866 code for a protein of 241 amino acids. The transcript is spliced from 8 exons. The record is from RefSeq and is marked validated. NCBI's taxonomy places the organism in Eukaryota, Metazoa, Chordata, Mammalia, Rodentia, Muridae. Gene Ontology annotation, molecular function: nucleic acid binding; identical protein binding; zinc ion binding.